Oreochromis aureus is the source of this 1415-nucleotide messenger RNA. RefSeq names its product POU class 4 homeobox 3 (gene pou4f3). The transcript is spliced from 2 exons. Bases 1 to 1056 code for a protein of 351 amino acids. NCBI's taxonomy places the organism in Eukaryota, Metazoa, Chordata, Actinopteri, Cichliformes, Cichlidae. The record is from RefSeq and is a predicted model, not a curated record. Gene Ontology annotation, biological process: regulation of transcription by RNA polymerase II. Gene Ontology annotation, molecular function: RNA polymerase II cis-regulatory region sequence-specific DNA binding; DNA-binding transcription factor activity, RNA polymerase II-specific.
AUGAUGACCAUGAACGGCAAGCAGCACUUCUCCAUGCACCCGGCUCUGCACGAGCCCAAGUAUCCCGGCCUGCACUCAGGCUCGGAGGGCAUGCGCAGAGUCUGUCUGCCCGCCCCACAGCUGCAGGGCAAUAUAUUCGGAGGCUUUGAUGAGAGCCUGCUGGCACGGGCAGAGGCUCUGGCGGCUGCUGACAGCAUUGUCUCUCACGGCAAGAGUCACCCGUUCAAACCAGACGUGACUUACCAUACCAUGAGCAGUGUCCCCUGCACCUCAGCUUCCUCUUCUUCCUCUACUACCGUGCCCAUCUCCCACGUUCCUUCCACCAUCGCCUCUCAUCACCACCACCACCACCUCGGACAGACCCUGGAGGCCGGAGACCUCCUGGACCACCUCUCCACCAGCCUGGCUGUGACCGGGAUGGGUGCCCCAGAGCCUCCAGGGAUGACCACGCCGGCGCACCACCACCAGCACCCUCAUCACCACCUGCAGACUAUGGGGCAGCUGCAGCAGGCGAUGGCCACUAUGGCCCACCCUCACUCCCUGUCCGUGCACGGCGGUAUGGCUUGCGUCAACGACGUAGAGUCGGAUCCCAGGGAGCUGGAAGCCUUCGCCGAGCGGUUCAAACAGAGGAGGAUCAAACUCGGGGUGACCCAGGCGGACGUCGGGUCAGCUCUGGCCAACCUCAAGAUCCCAGGAGUGGGGUCUUUGAGCCAGAGCACCAUCUGCAGGUUCGAGUCCCUCACCUUGUCCCACAACAACAUGAUCGCGCUCAAGCCGGUUCUCCAGGCCUGGCUGGAGGAAGCCGAGGCUGCCUACCGGGAGAAAAGCAGCAAGCCGGACCUUUUCAACGGGAACGAGAGGAAAAGAAAGCGCACGUCCAUCGCCGCGCCGGAGAAGCGCUCUUUGGAAGCGUACUUUGCCAUUCAGCCCCGACCCUCCUCGGAAAAAAUUGCGGCGAUCGCCGAAAAACUGGACCUGAAAAAGAACGUGGUUCGAGUGUGGUUUUGCAACCAGCGGCAAAAACAGAAACGAAUGAAAUACUCUGCGGUGCACUGAGUUUCACAGAUCAUGAAUAAAAUAGCCUACUACAUUUUUGAUCGAGUGAUUAAUAAUAGCCUAAGUAACCUAACUAACAGGGAUUUUGCAACGUGUCUCAUUUUGGAUUGUCCCCAGAAAGACUUUUACUUCAUCCCCCCCCUCCCCAUUUCGUGUCACGCACUCUUCAUUGUUGCACUUUUUCGAUUUUGUUAUUAAUACGGGACUGAUAAAUGUGUUAUAGAUCUGUAAGGAGGAUGACUUUGAUGUUGUUUGUCUUGUAUCUUGCACACUCUAAAUGUGGAUUUUUAGGAAAUUCACCCUGACAAUUUGUCACAUUCAGGGAUUAUUAACUCACUUUUUAUAAACCAUUACUUGGA